Messenger RNA from Gavialis gangeticus (Gharial), 1852 nucleotides. It is a transcript of the gene LRRC27, whose product is annotated as leucine rich repeat containing 27. Bases 144 to 1574 code for a protein of 476 amino acids. NCBI's taxonomy places the organism in Eukaryota, Metazoa, Chordata, Crocodylia, Gavialidae. The transcript has 11 exons. The record is from RefSeq and is a predicted model, not a curated record. Gene Ontology annotation, molecular function: protein binding.
GGCCGCUGUGCUGUCGCUAUGGAGACCCCGGCAGGUGCCGCCGGCCCGUUUGUUGCACCCAGGGCCCGACACAGAGAGCCGGGCGGACAGGGGCCGGCGCAGCUGCGGGACCUCGGCGGGGGCGGCGGCAGGUUUGCUGACAAAUGGAUAAAAGCUACAUUUCUAAAGAGUGUCAUGAUAGCGGUGAUAACUCAGAAAAGGAAUAUUAUGGAAAGAGAGACCUGUCUGCUUCUGGUUCCGCAAAAUACAUUAGGAAAGCUGUUGAAAACAUUUUGACUCUUCCUUCAAAAACUUUGGAUUUGAGUGAAAAAAAAAUCCAACAUCUCACUGAGGAUAUAUAUAGAUUACCCAAUCUACAACAUUUGCAUCUGGAAAGAAAUCAAUUGGCUGUAAUUCCUGAGGAUUUAUUUCAGAAGCUGCCAAAUCUUGUUUGGCUGGAUCUCCGGGAUAACAAAAUUAAAACUCUCCCCCCUGGAAUUGGAUGUCACAAGCAGUUGACAACUUUACUUUUAGAAGGAAAUCCUAUAAAAAGAUUGCCUGUGGAGCUUGGUAACUUAACCUCAUUGAAAGCCUUGAAUCUAAGGCAUUGUCCCCUGGAGUUUCCACCUAAAGAUAUUGUACAGAAGGGACUCCAGUCCAUUCUGCGCUUUCUCCGAAACGCUGGGAAUGGAAAAGCAGAAUCAGUUACUCUAGUAGAAAUACCACCUGUUGAAAAACUAAACUUAACGGAACUGCUGGAGUCCAGCUUGGAUUUGUCAGAUGAGUGGCCUAAUGAAGAAGAAAGGCUGCGAUUUCAGAAACUCAAGGAGGAAAUUAUAAAAGAUGACCAGGAAGAAUUUCUUGCAGACCAAGAUUUAGGCCCUAAAGCCACAAUGCAGAAAUUUACUGAACUAGGGAAAGGGAAUGGAAUAAAGGAAAGACUACACUACAAAUCUACAAGUCUUUCCAGGAAAAAAUCCAUGCAGAAGAAUGUAUUUCCUGAGUUUUCAUCCCUUGAUAAGAAGAUACAGACAAAGCGAGCUGAAGAGUGCAGAUUGGCAGCACAGAAGCAGAUGAAAGAGAAACUGGCUUUAAUUGAACAGCAAAGAAAAGAUAAAGAAAUGCUUCAAGAAUGGAGAAACCAAACUAAAUUGAUGAAGGAAAAAAAAGAAGCGCAGUUCAAGUUUUCGACUGAAAAUGCAGACAUGAUAUCAAAAGGUGCACCAUAUGCUACAGAUGAAUAUGAAAAACAAAAGGAACCUACACUUGAAAAAAAUGAACAAAUGAAACUGUUGAAAUUAAAUGCAAUAAAAGAUCCUGAAGGUAUAAGAGCAUCCAGAGAAAAGAAAGUGAAACAGUGCAUCAAAUGGCAUAUACAAAUGAUGAAAACAAGAAAAAACUUAGAAGGGACACCCUUGGAAGUAAUGCAGAGAGCAAAACAAGACAUUGAAACUGUGGAAAAACUACAGGCUGAGCUAGCACAAAUAAAACAAGAACUUCUUCAGGAAUAUCGUUUCACUGCCUUCACAGGAGAACCUGUUUCCGAUUCACCAAGAAUGCAGCCUUGUAAUAUCUUUUUCAACAUGAAAUUUUAAUUGCCUGAAAUUCUUACAAGAAUACUAGUCAUGCAGUGUCCACUAUUAGCAGACAACUGUAUUGAAGCAUGAUUUAAAGUGUUCCUUUUAUUUCUUCUCCUUGUUGAUUGGAUUUAACAAAGUUAAAACUAGCAUGAUAAACCAUUCUAGAUUAUGCAGUCACUACGUAAUUUCAGUAGAUUUAUAGUCACUGGGUUGUAAAGUGUCAUGUUGUGUUUCUUUUACUGAAUCUUUUUGUUCUUAGGGCCUUAUUCAUCAGAAUUCAACUAAAACCUAAA